Messenger RNA from Leptonychotes weddellii (Weddell seal), 1497 nucleotides. RefSeq names its product solute carrier family 25 member 11 (gene SLC25A11). The record is from RefSeq and is a predicted model, not a curated record. Gene Ontology annotation, biological process: transmembrane transport. Lineage: Eukaryota; Metazoa; Chordata; Mammalia; Carnivora; Phocidae.
GCCCUCGGCCCUGUUGCGCGCGCGGUGUCACCUUGGGCGCGAGUGGGGCCGCGCGCGCACGGGACCCGGAGCCGAGGGCCACUGAGCGGCGAUGGCGGCCACGGCGAGUCCCGGGGCCGGCGGGAUGGACGCGAAGCCCCGCACGUCCCCGAAGUCCGUCAAGUUCCUGUUUGGGGGCCUGGCCGGGAUGGGGGCUACCGUGUUUGUGCAGCCGCUGGAUCUGGUGAAGAACCGGAUGCAGCUGAGCGGGGAAGGAGCCAAGACGCGAGAGUACAAAACCAGCUUCCAUGCCCUCACCAGCAUCCUGAGGGCAGAAGGGCUGAGGGGCAUUUACACUGGGCUGUCGGCUGGCCUGCUGCGCCAGGCCACCUACACCACCACCCGCCUUGGCAUCUACACGGUGCUGUUUGAGCGUCUGACUGGGGCUGACGGUAGGCCCCCUGGCUUUCUGCUGAAGGCCCUGAUUGGCAUGACUGCAGGUGCGACUGGGGCCUUUGUGGGAACACCAGCUGAGGUGGCUCUUAUCCGCAUGACCGCCGAUGGCCGGCUUCCUCCUGACCAGCGCCGUGGCUACAAAAAUGUGUUUAAUGCUCUGAUUCGAAUCGCCCGGGAGGAAGGGGUCCCCACGCUAUGGAGGGGCUGCAUCCCUACCAUGGCUCGCGCUGUCGUGGUCAACGCGGCCCAGCUCGCUUCCUACUCCCAAUCCAAGCAGUUCUUGCUGGACUCAGGCUACUUCUCUGACAACAUCCUGUGCCAUUUCUGUGCCAGCAUGAUCAGCGGCUUGGUCACCACCGCUGCUUCCAUGCCGGUGGACAUCGUCAAGACCCGGAUCCAGAACAUGAGGAUGAUUGACGGGAAGCCGGAAUACAAGAACGGGCUGGACGUGCUGGUGAAGGUUGUCCGCUACGAGGGCUUUUUCAGCCUGUGGAAGGGCUUCACGCCGUACUAUGCCCGCCUGGGCCCCCACACCGUCCUCACCUUCAUCUUCUUGGAGCAGAUGAACAAGGCCUACAAGCGUCUCUUCCUCAGUGGCUGAGGCAGGCGAGGGGCCGGGGUGCCAGGGCUCCCCCUUACCCGCUGCUCCCACAGUCAGUGUGCCCCCAGGGGCCUGGACUCUGCUGCCCUGGGCCCCUCUAUUUAUUUUCCCUCCAUGGUGUGGUUCCCUCCUCUGCGGUAAAGGACUGUGGUCUGUCCUACCCCUGCGCCACCUUGCCCUCCUUGUCCUGAUCCUCACGACCUCUCUGCCCCUGGCUGUGUCUCGGCUGGGGGGUGGGGGUAGUGUCUGGGAAACUGCCUGAAGCUCCCCGGCCUCCUCUGGGUGUUGGUUUCGGGCACGUAGGACCGCGAAAGAUCCUCCUUCUCAGUGGGUAAACUGAGGCAGGGCUGAGGGGACAGGAGGCAGCAGAAGCUGUCAGGGUGGCCAAAAGGCCUGCAGCGGGAGGACGUGAUUCUCCACCUCACUGACGACGUGAUCAAUAAAUUGGAUUGGUGACAGCA